Molecule: messenger RNA, 917 nt
Organism: Tarenaya hassleriana
Lineage: Eukaryota; Viridiplantae; Streptophyta; Magnoliopsida; Brassicales; Cleomaceae
Product: NEDD8-conjugating enzyme Ubc12-like
Exons: 6
Coding region: 207-764 (185 amino acids)
Biological process (GO): protein neddylation
Cellular component (GO): nucleus
Molecular function (GO): NEDD8 transferase activity
Source: RefSeq, a predicted model, not a curated record
AUACAUCACAUUUAACUUUCUUCUCACCUUGCAUUUCCAUCGUUCAGCUUACGAGAACGCGAGGAAGAAGAAGAAGAGGACGACGAAGAGGAGGAAGAGGAAGAAGAGGAGAGAAGAGAAACCAGAACUGCGAGUUCCGAUUUGCGCGUAAUUGUUCCGAUCUCCUUUUCAUUCUGAGAAAAUAUCCGCUUGUUUUUGUUGAAGCCAUGAUAGGGUUAUUCAAAGUGAAGGAAAAGCAAAGAGAACAAGCUCAGAAUGCUAACCGAGGAGGGGGAGCUCCUGCCAAGAAGCAAUCUGCCGGCGAAUUACGUCUUCACAAAGAUAUAUCGGAAUUGAAUCUGCCAAAGUCUUGUUCCAUAUCUUUUCCGAAUGGAAAGGAUGAUUUGAUGCACUUUGAGGUGUCCAUUAAGCCCGAUGAAGGAUACUACCAAAACGGUACAUUCGUUUUCUCGUUCCAGGUCUCUCAUGUGUAUCCACAUGAAGCUCCGAAGGUUAAAUGCAAGACCAAGGUCUACCAUCCCAAUAUCGACUUGGAGGGAAAUGUUUGCCUGAACAUCUUGCGAGAAGACUGGAAACCCGUUCUCAACAUAAACACUGUUAUCUACGGGCUGUACCAUCUUUUCACGGAACCCAAUUGCGAGGACCCUCUGAAUCACGACGCCGCAGCAGUUUUGAGAGAUAACCCGAAAUUGUUUGAGUCCAACGUCAGGAGGGCCAUGUCGGGUGGAUAUGUCGGUCAAACCUUCUUCCCUCGGUGUAUCUAAGUAAGUUCUUGAUCAACUUUCAAGCAAGAUAAGAGUUCUUAUUCACCAUUGUAUCGGUUGAAGAAUCUGCUUAGGAGAAUGAAAGAUAUCAACUCGAAUCAUGUAUGUAAACACUUUGAUCGUUUCAUUUGUGGGUAUAGACAUUUGCUGUUG